ACCUUGUUAAGAUCCAACCAUGCAAAAUGUUUUUUUUUUUUUUCCAUUUUUCAAGUACUCUUAAAGUUUUGAUAGGGACUAUAUCUGGGCUUCCUCUGUAUUCUCUCCAUAGAGUUCUCUCUGUAGAUAAUCCAUGCAGUCCAUGCAUCAGAAAAGAAGAGGUUGAAUUACAAAUGUGCUAAAAGCUUUAAUGGGCCAGUAGAACUGUUGUUGAAAAAAAAAGUGUAGGGAAAGCCACAGCCAGACACAGCUUUUUAAAUGAGUCCUGUGAGAUGCUUCAACUUAGAAAACAUUAAAACAUUAAUUAGAAUUAGUUUAUUUUAAGGACAGGAAAAGUUUGAUGAUCAAAGUAAGCCACAAUUCUGCUCUCUAUGGAUCAAAUUAGUGCAAAUAAUUGGAUAUUGUUUAAUGUUUUUCUCAUUAUAUUGUAAGCAUCACCUCAUGAGAUCAGUAUAGGAAAACUGUAUAUAUUUCGCUGUAAAGAGGUCAGACAUGCAGCCACAUGCUUGCAGCCUGUGCUGUCCAAUCCUUUCAGAAAACAUCAGGUGAGGAUCAUUCACUCCAUUUGCUACAAACUGCCAUGUGAAUUGUACCUGUAUUGUAACAUAACAAUAUGAUUUUCUUUUCCUUAGACUAAUAAGGUAGUCCUCAAACACAGGUGGUGGAGUUCAACUAUGCCUUUUCAAAGGACUGUUUUAAACAGCUCUGCUAUCAUUCAUCCGCCAGGUUUCUAUAUCAUUGGAUUUGAGACCUUUCCUUUCAUCAGUGUCUACUUUAUCUUCCUGGCGUUUGUUUAUGGUGUAACAGUGCUGUUUAACAUUUUGGUGAUUUAUGUGAUUGCUUCUACUCGUCGUUUGCACACUCCUAAAUUUUUGGCUGUUGUCAACCUUGCAGUUAUUGAUCUGUUUCUUAACACUUGUACCAUUCCCAGCAUGAUAAAAAUAUUUCUCAUCCAGGAUAACUUCAUUCCAUUUAACUUAUGUUUGCUACAGAUGUAUGUUUAUUAUGUGUUUGCAUCUUUGGAGUCGUUUGCUCUUGCUAUACUUGCCUAUGACCGGUUAAUUGCAAUAUGUUUCCCUCUGCGUCAUAACUCCAUCAACACUGUGAGAAGCAUGUGUUGUAUUAUCAGUGUAUCAUGGAUUUUUAAUAUGGGGAAAACAGCUUUUAAUAUAAGUAUAAUUACUCAACUAUCUUUUUGCAGGUCUGUGAGAGUGUUCAGCUAUUUCUGUGACUAUGCACCUGUGUUUCGGCUUGCCUGUAAUGAUAACACAAUGCAGUGGUUUGCAGCUUCCUUUCUAAGUGUUUUGUUACUUUUUGUCCCUUUUACUUUCAUUUUUCUGUCUUAUGUCAGCAUCCUGGUGACAGUGUUCAGGAUGAAAUCUGUGGACAGUCGGGUGAAAGCUUUGGCCACGUGUGCUGAGCAUCUCAUUCUUGUUGCUAUAUUUUACAUUCCUCUUACUGUCAUUUUCACAAUUGGUUUUUUUCUGGGUGUUGUUAAUCCAGAUCAGCGAGUUCUGAGUCUGUCGCUGGCCUCAUGCAUCCCUCCUUGUAUCAAUCCUAUUGUGUAUUCUUUGAAAACCAAAGAAAUCAAAACCGGAGCACUGAAACUGUUCAGAAAAACUAAAGUUAAUGCAUAA
Oreochromis niloticus (Nile tilapia) is the source of this 1637-nucleotide messenger RNA. RefSeq names its product olfactory receptor 2AT4. Gene Ontology annotation, molecular function: olfactory receptor activity; odorant binding; G protein-coupled receptor activity. Lineage: Eukaryota; Metazoa; Chordata; Actinopteri; Cichliformes; Cichlidae. The transcript has 2 exons. Gene Ontology annotation, biological process: detection of chemical stimulus involved in sensory perception of smell; G protein-coupled receptor signaling pathway. The record is from RefSeq and is a predicted model, not a curated record. Bases 675 to 1637 code for a protein of 320 amino acids. Gene Ontology annotation, cellular component: membrane.